Messenger RNA from Ananas comosus (pineapple), 1784 nucleotides. Its product is annotated as ultraviolet-B receptor UVR8. The transcript is spliced from 13 exons. The record is from RefSeq and is a predicted model, not a curated record. Bases 212 to 1567 code for a protein of 451 amino acids. Lineage: Eukaryota; Viridiplantae; Streptophyta; Magnoliopsida; Poales; Bromeliaceae.
CCAAUCCCCUCUCUCUCGCUCUCUCUCUCUCUCUCUCUCUCUCUCUCUCAAUCUCCCGAUCCUUCUCCCACCAAAAAAAUAAAUAUAAAAAAAAAUGAAAUAAAAAAGAAAUUUGAGUAAGGAGACCAAAAGGAGGAACCUGAACAAGGAAAGUGAGACAUCUUCCCGGAAUCUAGAUCCGGAGCAUUCAAAGUUGAUCGUCUCCGGCGGAAUGGCGGAGGAAGGAAGCGGCGGCGGCGGCGGCGGAGGCGAUGCGCCUGCGUCGGCGGCUCGGGAGGUUCUCUUCAUCUCCGCCGGCGCCAGCCACUCUGUUGCUCUUCUCUCUGGAAAUGUUGUAUGCUCGUGGGGAAGAGGCGAAGACGGGCAGCUCGGUCACGGCGAUGCCGAGGACCGGCUCGUCCCGACGAUAUUGACUGCCCUGGACUGCCCCGGUAUUGCGUCCGUUACCUGCGGCGCUGAUCAUACAACAGCAUACUCCGAGUCCGAGCUCCAGGUUUACAGCUGGGGAUGGGGUGACUUUGGAAGGUUGGGCCAUGGCAAUUCCAGUGACGUAUUCACUCCGCAGCCGAUCAAAGCAUUAGAAGGCUUAAAGAUUAAACAAAUAGCUUGCGGCGAUAGCCAUUGUUUGGCUGUGACUAUGGACGGCGAAGUGCGAAGUUGGGGGCGAAACCAAAACGGUCAGCUUGGUCUUGGCACCACCGAAGACUCUCUAGUACCACAGAAGAUCCAAGCCUUUGAGGGAAUUUCUGUUAAAAUGGUUGCUGCUGGUGCGGAACAUACGGCUGCAGUUACAGAAGAUGGUGAACUAUAUGGAUGGGGGUGGGGCCGAUACGGUAAUUUAGGCUUGGGUGAUCGUAAUGACCGCUUAAUCCCAGAAAAGGUCUCGUCUAUUGAGGGAGAAAAAAUGGUGCUUGUUGCAUGUGGAUGGCGCCACACUAUAACUGUUUCCUCCUCUGGAAAUUUGUACACUUAUGGAUGGAGUAAAUAUGGUCAGCUAGGGCAUGGUGACUUUGAAGAUCAUCUCAUUCCUCAUAAGCUGGAAGCCCUAAAUGACUAUUGCAUCUCACAGAUUUCUGGUGGCUGGAGACAUACUAUGGCGCUCACAUCUGAUGGAAAACUUUAUGGAUGGGGAUGGAAUAAGUUUGGUCAACUAGGUGUUGGCGAUAAUGUUGAUCACUGCUCUCCAGAACUGGUUAACUUUCCAGAUGAGCAGAAAAUUGUUCAAAUUUCUUGUGGAUGGAGGCACACUCUUGCUCUAACCGAAAGGAAAAAUGUCUUUUCUUGGGGGAGGGGUACAAGCGGACAACUUGGUCAUGGCGAUAUAGCUGAUAGGAACACACCUAAGAUGAUCGAGGUCUUAAGCUCAGAUGGGUCUGCCUGCAAGCAGUUAGAGUCCUCGAAAGCAGUCCCUUUGUCAGGAAAAGUCUGGGUAUCGCCGUCCGAAAGAUAUGCUAUUGUUCCUGAUGAGAAUGUUCCCGGGUCAGCAGGAAACCCAGCCAGGGGAAAUGGUAAUGACGCAAACGUACCAGAGAACGACGUGAAGAGGAUGCGGCUACAUUCGAAUUGAAUUCCCCUUUAUUCUAAAUGUUACUAGUAUUUGAUGUCUGUCUUUACUCGUCGCUGCGACUCUUGGUCAUCUAGAACUCUUUCGUUUGGAUUUUCUUCCAGUUUCCUGCAAUUCUUCUCUAUCUUCUUUCAGCUGUGUUUUUCUGUUUUAAGGGAAUGCUUGCUGUAAUCUGGAAAGACCUUUGUUUGGACUGAAAUGAACAGUUAGCUUCUAAGUA